AACCUCAAGGCCCUCAGAAAAUCAACAAAAAAACCAAUUAUAAAAAAUGGCCUUCAUAGACAAACUAACAGAUACAAAUUACAAUGUUAAAAAAAAUAUUUGUCAAACAUCAGAAAAACUUCAUAAUAAAUAAAACUGAACAAAAAAGUUCUACAAAAAUAUUCCUAACUUACAUAAAGUUACUAUAAAAUUAAAUAUUUAAAAUUAAAUUAACAGGAAAUAAUUGAAUACAAAUAUAAAAACCAAGAUGGGUGGAGGUAAUCAAACGGCGAUUUUCUUGGAGAUGUUCGCCAUUGACGAAACACCCCGUGAGGAGAUAUUCAAAAGUGAUUGGUUCAAGAACAAUGUCAGUCAGCUGUUUAAUAUCUCCGAGAAGAACCUAACGAAUAUUAUGGAUAGUUAUAUUGAAGCCGAACGUGAUUCGAUAGCUUUAUUGUCGGUCAUAUCAGUUUGCUAUGCUCUGAUAUUUAUUGCUGGCAUUUUGGGGAAUCUAAUAACUUGCAUUGUGAUCAAUAGGAAUAAGUUUAUGCACACAGCAACGAAUUUUUAUUUAUUUAAUUUAGCCGUAUCGGAUUUAAUAUUAUUGCUAUCAGGAAUGCCAAAUGAAUUAUACAGCAUGUGGUAUCCAACAUCGUAUCCUUUUACCGAUGUCGUCUGCAUCAUUGGAGGUAUCCUGUCGGAGACUGCUGCCAAUGCGACUGUCCUCACUAUAACGGCAUUCACAGUUGAACGAUACAUCGCCAUAUGUCAUCCCUUUAGACAACACACGAUGUCGAAAUUAUCCCGGGCGAUAAAGUUCAUUCUGGCAAUUUGGGUUGCUGCCUUUCUGCUGGCGUUACCACAAGCGAUGCAAUUUUCCGUUAUGAAGCAAAAUGACACCAAAGUUUGUUCGGUCAAAAAUGAUUUAACACAGGACGUUUUUGUUGUGUCGGGAUUUAUAUUCUUCGGAGGACCAAUGACUGCUAUUUGUGUGCUGUACGUACUAAUUGGAGUUAAACUAAAACGUAGCCGAAUGCUGCAGGCUGUCCCGAGAAGAUGUUUUGAUCUGAAUCGUGGUAUAAGUGCACAAACCCGAGUUAUACGAAUGUUGAUUGCUGUGGCAGUUGCAUUUUUCCUGUGUUGGGCGCCACAUCACGCCCAACGACUAAUGGCAGUUUACGGUUCGAGCAUCGGCGACACUUCUCCACUGUACAAUGAAAUUUACUCCAUCCUAACGUACAUCUCUGGCGUCAUUUACUUCCUGUCGACGUGCAUCAAUCCACUGCUCUACAACAUCAUGAGCCACAAGUUCAGGGAUGCUUUUAAGGUUACCCUGGCCCGUCACUUCGGCCUGACUGGACGAUACCAGACCACAAAUCACAAUUACAGUGCUCUGCUGCGUCAGAACGGUUCGAUGCGUCUGCACACAACGGUGAAUAACAAUGCAAUCGAUCAUUAUAAUUCCUAUAGAGUAGUCCAAUUGCAAUGUCGUGAUCCACAUCAUAUUUCUCUGCAGGACAGUGUGAGGACGAACGGAAAUAGUUGCCGAGCCCAUCGCAUGCGAUGUGUGUCGGUCAGUAGCCAAUCCACCCUGAUGACCUCGCUUAGCAAGAACGACGUAUUUGCGACAAACAGCUAUGUGCUGCAGUCGGCAACCGCAGUUGCCGCAGCAGCUGUGAAUAGUACGCCAAAGAUGGCUGGGGUGUCCGCCCAUCAUCGUGGCGAAUUCCACACCCAAAUCUCGCAAGUCUCCUCGCUGGAUGAUGCCAACUCCCUGCUGGAGUCGGAGAUUGCCCACAACCACCACCAAUCCUCCUACAGACUAAAGGAGCUGCGGAGACCGCAGGGCUAUCUGCCGGCACAGCUCGUCUCCAGUGACGAGCUGUCGCUGGACUCGGGUGAGUGGCCGGACAAUAACUUGGACCUGAGCACUAGGUGCUCGGACAAUGAGACUGACGUGUUCGCCAAGCCGAGCCAAAUGGAGCGAACGGGAACACCACUGAGAGUGCAAGAACUGAGAUGCCACCCUGGCGGGGGAAUACACUACAACGGCUCAGCGGGCACCACUCGCCGGCCGAAACUCUCGAGUAUUAUCCGUCGGGAUCCGCAUUCGUCCAACAAUCGGGUGGAGCUGAGGAAUUCGUCCCGCAAACCAGCAACAAAGACGUUAGAGAGCCUUUCGGACAAAAUCCGCUGGCGAACGAGGCGGAAAAUGAAUUUCCUUCGUGGAACUGGCAACAGCAAUAAGAAUCCGUCCAUGAAGGAGUCUAAUUCCGCAAUGGCCUUGCCGUUGCCGGUGCCGGUCCCGCUGCCAGUUUCACCAGCUAAGCCAACUGCAAAUAAUGCGGUUAAGGUCCAUGUCCAUGGACUGCAUGAGAUUACAACGAAUGGAAAUGGAGAUUACAAUAACUCUGUUUCAUAAGUUACAAAAAUUCCAACUAAAAAGAGUACUCGUAUACCUACCCUUAUCCUAACCCUAACCCUUACCUUACCAACCCUAUUCCCCUGUUAAUGUUACUAAAAAAUGUUUCUCUUUUGUUUUUGUUUACUUUCCACUCAAUGGGGAAACACUAUACGCUUUUUCCUCUAAAACAAACUUAAAGCCCACACUACCCUCUGGGUCAACUUAUAUAACUUUAAAAACUUACUAUACUUGAAAUUGAAAUAAAGGUUAAACAAAUAAACAAACUUUGCAUUGCUGUGACAUCUUUCUCAUUACAUUUAACAAUUAUUUUAUUUGUUCAUAAUAAAUAAAAAAUGUAUACAAUUUAAAUUAUAUAAUUCAAGUGAUCUCUUGUUUUUGUUUAUGUUUUUAUUUCCACUCAUUCAUUUGGGAUUGUAAAUUUAAAUUAAAU
Messenger RNA from Eupeodes corollae, 2834 nucleotides. RefSeq names its product substance-P receptor-like. The transcript has 6 exons. NCBI's taxonomy places the organism in Eukaryota, Metazoa, Arthropoda, Insecta, Diptera, Syrphidae. Gene Ontology annotation, molecular function: neuropeptide receptor activity. The coding region runs from base 248 to 2401 and encodes 717 amino acids. The record is from RefSeq and is a predicted model, not a curated record. Gene Ontology annotation, cellular component: plasma membrane. Gene Ontology annotation, biological process: neuropeptide signaling pathway.